Messenger RNA from Paramecium sonneborni, 1163 nucleotides. Lineage: Eukaryota; Ciliophora; Oligohymenophorea; Peniculida; Parameciidae. The record is from the annotation of a GenBank genome assembly.
AUGAAAAAAUAAUAAGUACAAGCAAAAACAAAAGCAAAGACAAGUGAGAAAUAGAGUAAGUUGAAUCAAAAUUCAAAUGAUCGAUAUUAUCCUGAUCUAUUAAUAGAUGAGGAGGCUUAUCUUCGUAAUAAUUACAAGGUAGUUCGUGAGUUAGGAAGAGGAGGAUAUGGUGUUGUUUAUAAAGGGUAUGUUUAAUAAUAAUUUAGAUAUGCAUACAAUAAUGGAUAAGAAGACAAGACAAAAAAGUAUGCAAUAAAAGUGAAUUUUUCAACAGUAUCUCCAGAAUUGAUAUUUGCUGAGAUUGGAUUUUUAAAGUUAGUAUAAGGAAAAGAGAACUUACCUUAAUUAGUGAAUUUGUUUUUAACAAAUCAAAAGAUCUAUAUAGUGACAGAGUAUUUUAGUUUUGAUCCAUUUAUUACAUUUUUUUCUACUUUCAAUAUGUAGUAAAUAAGAGAUUAUCUACGAGAAUUGUUAAAAGCUUUAUUAGUUUUAAAAUAGAAUGGAAUAUAUCAUAGAGAUGUAAAACCAGGCAAUUUUUUAUAUAAUCCAAAAAUAAAGAAAGGCAUUUUAAUAGAUUAUGGAUUAUCAGAAAUAGAUAAAGCAUUCGUAAAUAAUAUGGUAGAGAAUGGUGGUAAUACUCCAGAAAUAAGAAGAAGAAAAUAAUUGUAUGAUGAUAUUAUGAAAACAAUUGCAUAGAUUGGACAUAAUAAAAUAGGAACUGAAAGUUUUAUGCCUUUAGAAUCAAUACUACAUUAUUAAGAAUAAUCUUAUGAAGUAGACAUUUGGGCAGUUGGAGUUAUAUUCUUAUAAUUUCUAACUAGAAAAUACAAUUUAUUCAGUAAUGUGAGAAUGGUACAUAAACCAGCAGUUCCUAAAAACCUUUUUUAUGUUAAUUUUAUCUUAGAAUUAACUUCUCUUUUUGGAGCUGAAGCAAUUACAAAGAUUUGUAAUAAAUUUGGUAAUUAUUAAGUAUUAUUAAAUUAGGUUAUUAUUUGAAUCUGCCAUCUGUUGUAGCUAAAACACCAAUAAAUUGGAGAAGUGUAAUACAUGUUGAAGGAUUUGAUGAUAAAGCAGAAGAUUUACUUACUUAAUUAUUAGAACUAGACCCUCAAAAAAGGAUAAAAGUUGAGGAUGCUUUAAAACAUCCAUUUUUUGAACAAUGA